Molecule: messenger RNA, 16012 nt
Organism: Sclerotinia trifoliorum
Lineage: Eukaryota; Fungi; Ascomycota; Leotiomycetes; Helotiales; Sclerotiniaceae
Source: the annotation of a GenBank genome assembly
AGUAUAUAAUGAUUUAUUAACCUUUUGCUUGGAAAGCUGCUUCUCUAGAGAAGCACGUGACGAACACGCUGAACCUAAAGCCUUGAUAAAAAGCUUCUUCUGCCUGUGGUGCGAAUGAAUGGCACAUCCCAAAUCUUCCCCCUCCGCCAAGUAAUAAUACACGGAAACCGUUUUCCGAAUCAUGUGGUCAAAAUAUAGAGCAGGCAGGAUCUCCAAACAGAGAAGCCAUCAAUUUUUCCUAGUUCCUCCAACAAUGCAACGCUUGAUGGCGCGUACGUUGCAUCGCCUUACCUAUAUACUAGCCCGGUACUUUCAUAUACCACCCGUUUUGUUCCUAUCACCUCUGAGCAUUCACACAUGGAACACAAUUAUAUCCACUUUUAGCUCUAUCUCCGUUGAUGGUGACACAGGGAACCACCAGUUUAUUCAAUCGACCAAUCCUUCCUGAUCUAAAGGUCAUCAUAUUCACAUCUCUUGCCCUAUGACUAAUUCAAUGUAGCACUAAUCAGUUUUGCACUUGCUAUGCUAAGUUCACCCAACCCACGUGAAUAACACGAACUUGUACCCGUACUGUUGUGCAUGAAAAAAUACAAAUACGCAGCAGUGACCUUCGAACAAUCUCCUGCAACGACAGGACAUACAUACGACCGUAUGCAUUUACAGUGGUCCAGAUUAUGAGGAUUGAUCUGCAUGAUCUAUCAUGGAUACCAAUAUUUCGAGCUUGAACGACCCGCCAAGAAUUUUGCCCGGGUCACAACUUCUACAUGAUUUGAUCCGAUGGGAUGAACACAAAAAUUCCUGUGCGGUCGACUUCACUAGUUAUGGCAAACGAGAAAAAUAUCGUUAUCAAGAUAUACAAGCUUGUGUGGCGUCUCUCGUUACACAAAUACAAUCAACGCUCAGAAGUCAUCAGGUAUCCGAACAGCAGCACAUCAUCCCAAUAUUGCUGCCACAGUCUCCUGGGUUAUAUAUCUCCCAGCUCGCCGUCUUGCAGUCUGGAGGGGCGUUCUGUCCCAUCAACCUUGAUGCACCGAAAGACAGAAUAAAAUUUGUCGUAGGUGACGUUUCCGCGAGUAUCAUAAUCACGACAUCAGAGUUUCAAGAGUCUGUUUCCUGGGAAGAUGGCCCCAGAAUCAUAUUCGUUGACGAAUUUCCUGCGAUUCCAGCGGAAUUGAAAGAAAUCAGUGGAUCACGUGAAUCUAGCAGCAACGAUCUUGCAUAUGUUAUUUACACCUCUGGUUCGAGCGGAACCCCUAAAGGUGUUGCAGUUAGUCAUUUAGCUGCUUCACAGUCUCUCUUGGCACAUGAAAAACUUAUUCCAAAAUUUGAACGAUUCCUCCAGUUCGCAGCACCGUCUUUCGAUGUUUCUGUAUUCGAGAUUUUCUUCCCAUUGGCUAGAGGCCAAACACUGGUCGGAUGUGAUCGUGGUCAGCUACUCAACGAUUUACCAGGCAUGAUCAAUGGACUAAAAAUAGACGCUGCUGAACUCACUCCAACCGUCGUUGGAGCUUUAUUGCAGAAGAGAUCACAUGUUCCUAAGCUUAAGUUGCUGAUGACGAUCGGUGAAAUGCUAACGAGACCAAUUGUGGAAGAAUUUGGCGGAUCUGACCAAAAGGAAAGCCUUCUCUAUGGAAUGUAUGGGCCGACCGAAGCAGCCAUUCAUUGCACCAUUUAUCCAAAAAUGGAAGCAAGUGCUAAGCCUGGCAACAUUGGCGUGCCGUUUGAAACGGUGUCUGCGUUCAUAGCGGAGGCGGCUUCUGGGUCUGGGGAGGUACAGGAUAUUAAAUUUCUUCCACAAGGCGAGCUUGGGGAGCUAAUUUUAGGUGGUCCGCAGUUAGCGAACGGCUAUCUCAAUAGGGAAGAGCAGAACAAAGCUGCAUUUGUGACCGUGACAGGAAAAAGCUAUUAUCGAACUGGAGACAAAGCUCGCAUUCUUAAAGAUGGAAGCAUAGAGAUUCAUGGCCGCAUGAGUAGCGGACAAGUUAAGUUGAGAGGUCAGCGAGUUGAACUUGGUGAAAUAGAAGAUGCUAUCUACAAACAUCCGAACAUUAGGACUGUGGUAGCAGUCGUGCUAAGUGGGGUGCUCUUAGCUUUCGUACUCACAAGUGACGAUACAAUGCAUUCAGAUCAAGUACUGGGCACUUGUUCAAAGUGGCUUCCGAGCUUCAUGCUGCCUAGCGAAAUUAUUCUUUUGCUAGAACUCCCGUAUCUACCGUCUGGAAAGGUAGACAAGAAAAAACUAGAAGCAAACUAUCACCAACAGUACGACGUAGUAGAUAAGCAAAAUAACUUCACACACGCUGAAGUAAUUGUGGGAGAAGUUCUCCGCGAGAUUCUUGGACCAUUUCCCUCGAACAUACGUUUGGCAGCAGCCGGCCUUGACUCGCUUGUCUCUAUCAAAGUAUCUAGAGAACUUCGAUCACGAGGGUUUAAUGUUACCACUCUAGCAGUGUUACAAGCGGAAACCUUAAGCGCUCUCCUAAAGAUUUGCGAAAACUGCAAAGAAACUCCAAGUUCGACUAUAGUUAACGCGGCAUCUACCAACUCAGAGGCAUAUGCCAUGCUAAAUGGCGACGCAAAAAAUAUCGAAGCCUCUUACCCAUGUACUCCACUACAAAAUGCAAUGCUUGCUGAGACUGCCCUCGUCCAUAGAGCUUACCGAAAUUGGGUCGAGUUGGAUUUGCCAAAACUCAGUAAUAUUGACAAUCUCCGUGCAAAGCUACAUGAUCUUGCCGAUCGCAAUCCAAUGCUCAGGACUGGUUUUGCAGAAUCUUACGAUAAUAGUGGAUACAUGCAGUUUGUCUGGAAGACAUUUCCGGAUUCACAUAUUGAGACUGUGGACGCCUUUUCUGAUGAUUCGGAGAUUUCUAGGACUGCAUCACUUCAUCGUCCCAUAUUUUUCGAGAUUCUCUCCACUAAAUCUUACCUGAAACUCAUGAUUCAUAUCCAUCACGCACUUUAUGACGCUUGGUCCUUAGAUCUUCUCCUUGAUGAUUUAGACUGUCUGUUGCGAGAUGAGACUCCAAUUUCACGUCCGCCAUUCGCAGAUGUUGUGAGGGGGUAUAUUAACGGCAGCAUUUCUUCUGACUCUCAAGCCUCUAAAGAUUAUUGGAGGGAUCACAUGGCACAUCUCGAACUUAGGCAUAUGCCAAACUUUCAUACAAGAAAAGUUACCUCAGCUGGAUUGGCUGUAGCGCAUUACUCCACUCAGCUCUCGACAUCGAAUAUUGAAUUGGCAGCGAAACGAAUGGCUUCGAGCCCACAAGCUAUAUUCCAAGCUGCGUACGCUCUAAUUUUAGCCUCUUAUUUGGGAUCAACAGACAUCUGCUUUGGCACUGUUUUUUCUGGUAGAACCAUCCCUGUUGCGGGAAUAGAAGAUAUUAUUGGACCAUGUCUUACAACCUUACCGAUACGCAUAGAUACAUCGAUAGCGAGUACUCUCCAAGAACUGGUAGAGGUAUUGAACAGUACGAACAGGAAACACCUUGAACAUAGCACUUUUCCACUUCGCGAAAUCAAAUCGGUCAAUGGUUUGGAGCCUCGCCAGCAAUUAUUCGACACACUCCUGAUAUGGCAACAGACUCUUCAUAGUUAUGACCACAGCAGAAAAUGUGUCACAAUUGUUGAUCAGGUCGAUCAACUUGAGUUUAAUUUGACUCUCGAGAUAACUCCUACCUCUAAAACCCUCCAAUUCAAGGCAAACUAUCAACAGUCUGUAUUUCCAGAAUUUCAAAUAGCAAUGCUUCUGCGGCAACUCGAAGAAAUGGCAAAAGCAAUCAUUGAACACCCAGGGAAUCAAUCUAAUCUUGCCUUCGAUGGAAAUAGCCCUGAAAUUCUCUCCAUUGAGAAUCCCGUACCUAUCGUGACCCUUGGACCCGAGACAUUGAUAUCCCCAGUGGAAAAAGUCUCAAAAGAGGAUCCCGAUCGUCUAGCAAUCGCUUUUGCUAGUAAAAUCGAUGGCGACGAUUUUGAGAUCCAGUACAUGAGCUAUGGUGAUCUGAAUACUCGUGCAAAUCAGCUGGGGCACUACCUUUUUCAUCGUGGUGUUCUCCCAAAUGAUAUUGUUUGCAUAUGUCUCGAGAAAAGUCAUGAUUUUUAUGCUUCAAUCUUGGCCACUGUAAAACUUGGUGCGGGCUAUCUCCCAGUAACUCCAGAUAUCCCAUAUAGCCGGUUACAUCACAUUACAAGCGAAGCCAAAGUUAAAGUAUUAAUUGGACAUUCCUCAUCACGACCAUUAUUAGGACAGUCUGCAGGCCAAGAAAUUGUUUACAUCGAUGAGAUUGAUCUGACUCAACAAUCUACAGAGAACCUAAUUACCGCAUUCAAGCCAGAGAAUAUUUCGUAUUGCGUAUUUACUUCAGGCAGCACUGGGGCUCCAAAGGGAGUACUUGUCACUCAAGGUAAUCUUCUGAGCAAUCUUGAUGUAUUACAGGAAAUUUACCCGGCAACCAAAGACUCUAGACUUCUGCAAUCAUGUUCCCAGGCUUUUGAUGUAUCUGUCUUCGAGAUCUUCUUUACAUGGAGAAUUGGUGGAUGUCUCUGUUCUGCUGUGAAAGAUACCUUGUUUCAAGAUAUAGAACUUGCCAUUCGAGUUCUGGGUGUAACUCACCUCAGCUUAACACCUACUGUUGCUGCUCUCAUUAACCCUCAAAAAGUCCCAAAGGUGGAGUUUUUGGUCACUGCUGGAGAGGCUGUGACGCAAAAGGUUUUUAACAAAUGGGCUAGUCAUGGACUUCACCAGGGAUAUGGACCGAGUGAGACAACUAACAUCUGCACUGUCAAGCCGCAAGUCAGUCUGGAAGAUCGUAUUGAUAAUAUUGGUCUGCCAUUUAGAAACACUUCAGCUUUUGUACUUGCCCGAAACACAGAAUUCUCCUUGGUCCCAAGAGGUGGUGAGGGAGAAUUUUGCUUUGGUGGAUCUCAGGUCUUUAGAGGAUAUAUGGAUCGCGCUCAGGAAGAGGGGAAGAUUAUCGACCAUCCCAAAUAUGGGCGGCUAUACAAAAGCGGUGACUUUGGACGGCUGAUGCAUGACGGGUCUCUUGUUUUCACGGGCAGAAAAGAUGAUCAAGUCAAGAUCAGAGGCCAGAGAGUUGAACUUGGCGAGAUUAAUAAUGUUUUGAUCUCAUCAGGAGUCGACGACUGUGCGACCAUGGUUAUUGACGGGAAAGGUAAUUCGCAGCGCUUAGUUUGCUUUUUUACGCCCAAGUUAAAUACUUACGAAGAUCUACUUCCUCUCCCGGCCGAUCCAGUCAUGAUUGACAAUCUCUAUCAGAUACUUGAGUCAAAGCUCCCCAGCUACAUGAUACCUUCAAAUUUGAUUCCGCUUUCGGUUCUUCCAUCAACAUCCCAAGGCAAGAUUGACAGGCGCCGGUUGAUUAGCUUAUAUGAUAGCUUUGAGCUUAGGUAUCUUGAAACAACUACUAGAGCGUCAAAAUCUCCGACAGGUCAUCCGUGGACCGAAUUAGAGCUUGAGAUACGAUCUGUAUUAAGCGAGAUAUCGAAGUCUUCGAUAGAAGAUAUUGGACCACACACAUCCUUCUUUAGUUUUGGCAUAGACUCGAUUUCGGCAAUUGCAUUUUCUCGAAAGCUACGUCAAGUGAUCCCGAAGCAAGUAGAUAUUUCAGACAUUUUGAUGUACACGUCUGUAGUCAGGCUUUCAGAGCACUUAUCAAGAUCUCGAAAGCUUGUCAAAGAUGACUUGUCGUUGGCUGAUACAAAUUUUGGAUUCACUGAAGGGUUUAUAAAGUCUACCAUUUCCCAAUUUGAAAAGACGGGCAGAGUUGUGACAAAGAUUACACCCUGUACGCCUUUACAGGAAGCUAUGUUGUCUGCUGCUGACGCUUCGUCUGGCGCUUCAUAUAGCAAUCAUGUGAUGCUCAAUAUCUUUGGUAACCUUGAUAGACUCCGUGGUUGUUGGCAAGAAAUGGUUCAAAGACAUGAAAUCCUGCGAACUUGUUUUGUUAGCACAGAUAUGCAAGAUUUUCCAUACGUCCAAGUCGUAUUAGCAGACUUUAAACUCGAAUUUGGCUCUCUUGAUUCUAGCACGUUGGAGGCCGCCAUCGUUGAAAUGGAGACGCAGUCGACAAGUAACGAAGAUUCUCCACCAUACCAACUCAAUGUUCUCCACUCAAAUGGCCAACCACGCUUUUUGGUCUCAAUGCACCAUGCUCUUUACGACGGCGUCGCCCUAGAAGUUCUUUACCAUGAAAUUGAAGAGUUAUAUGAUGAAUUACCCUUGCAGCCCCAAGUGUCUUUCACUCCACUUCUACAUCACAUGAGGUCGAUGGAUAUCAAUUCUUCCGACGAUUUUUGGAAAUCUACCUUAGAAGGAUAUCAUCCACUUCAUCUCGAAGAUGUCUUGGAUUUGCCGGGACAACCCCAAAAGCACAGCACCCGCAUUCAGCAACUAAAAGCAAAAAUACCUCUCAGUCAAAUCGAAAACAGCAUCAAGAAACACAGCACUACGUUUCUAGCAGUCUCUCAUGCGAUUUGGGCUAGUAAUAUGUCUGAACUAUUCAAAGCCACUGAUAUUUGCUUCGGCAAUGUUGUUAGCGGUCGCACAGCUCCAGUCAGUGGAAUAGAGAGACUUGUUGCGCCUUGUUUCAAUACUAUCCCAGUACGAUUAAAAGACCUCCAUAAGUUGACAUAUCUCGAGGCAUUUAGAAAGUUCCAAGAUGCAAACACCAACUCCUUACCAUUUCAAUUCACUCCUUUACGGCGACUUCAGUCUAGAUUUAGCCCUGAUGGCACCCGUCUGUUUGAUACCCUUUUCAUUUUACAACAACCGUCGAAAAAGCUCGACCCUUCUCUAUGGUCCAUUAUAGAAGAUAAUGGCGCCAUGGAUUUCCAACUUGUUUGCGAGAUUAUACCCAAACCCAGCGAUGAUACCCUAGAAAUUGUUCUUCAUUCAUCCACUUCAAUAUUUACUGAUAAUGAUGCAUAUAAUAUAAUUCGAAGGUUCGAAAAUCUUAUCAGAGUUGUCUUGGAGAAUCCGAGGCGGCAAAUUAUCUCGUCCUCUGCAAGGGCACAGAUUCUCGUAGUUAGCGAGGAAAGGAAUAAGAAAAAAGAAGACACUUCAGAGUCAUACUCUGAUGACAAAGUAACAAGUCAACUAGAAUUAGAGAUUCGAAAUGCCAUCGCAGGGUUUACUGACGUCCCCAUAGAAAGGAUAGGCCGAGAGACAAGCAUAUUCAGAUUGGGCCUCGACAGCAUCAGCACUGUUCAGGUUGCGUCUCGCCUGAGAAGCCAAGGAUAUCACCUCCUUGCCAGUGAUAUUCUACAAAAUCCUACGAUCGCUCAAAUUGCUUCACAUCUUCAGCAAAUUGGCACCUCCAUGAGCGAGGAGAAUAGCCAAUUUGACUUUGCGGCUUUUGAUCAACAGUUUCGGGACAUAAUUUGUUCGAAGAUUGGAAUCUCUCAAGAUAAUUUGGAAGCAAUAAGACCUUGUACCGCUGUACAACAAGGUAUGCUUGCUCAAAGUUUGCAUUCUGAAGGUCAUGAAUAUAUCAACAGCGUGUCUCUGGAGUUCUUGCCGGGUCAGUCGAUGACAAGAGUUAAAGAUGCCUGGACUUCAGUUUGUAAAGCUCAUGAGAUGCUUCGGACAGCAUUUAUCCAGACAGGAGAUUCUGAUAACCCGUUCGCAAUGGUUACAUUCACAAAUGAAUCAUUUGUUCUCCCAUGGUUUGAAAGCCGGAAACAUGUCCUGUCAGAUGAAAUCGACCGCCUUAAGAACGCAUGGUACAUAAGCAUAGAGCAGAAAGGGGAUAAAAUUCUGCUCAUACUCACUGCACAUCACGCUCUGUACGAUGCUCAAUCUAUGCAAAUAAUUUUCUCGGACUUUACGAAGUUCUAUCAUAAUCAAGCAGUUGUUAGCCGCCCUGGUAUCGCCACGCUCUUAAGCUCAGUUUUGCAAUCAUCUCAAGCGGACCAAGAUGAGAAAAAGGCAUUUUGGCAACAGCCAGAAAAUCGGAUUGUGGUUAAUAAGUUCCCUGAUCUAACUCCUCUGCGCGUCAUGAGACCUAGUAAUGCAGUUUGUGAAGUCAAAUCUCUAGCUUCAUUACAGGAACUCGAGGAGAAAUGUCGAAAAAUUGGAGUUACAAUGCAAGCAGCUGGACAAGCAACAUGGGCGAGGUUGUUGAUGGCUUACACCGGAGAAAAUGUUACGACCUUUGGAAUGACACUCUCAGGUCGAUCUGUUUGUGAUGAUGCCAAUAUGGUGGCCUUUCCGACCAUCGUUACACUUCCGGUUAACUGUAAUAUAAUGGGCACCAAUAGCGAGUUGUUGACUAGGACUAUGUCAUCUAAUGCACAACUUCACAAGCAUCAAUUCACGCCGCUCACGUCAAUCCAGAAAUGGUCUGGUUAUCCUGAGGGACGGAUAUUUGAUACCUUAUUCGCAUACCAAAAACUGCCUGAGGAUGAAGACGUUUUGAUUCCGCCAUGGAAAGUAGUCAAAGAGGAAGCCACCGUGGAUUAUGUCAUAUCUCUGGAGGUUCAACCUAUAUCAUCUGGUGAAAUCACAAUUCGACUAUCUUUUAGAGAAGAUAUUGUGCCCGCAGCACAUGCAGAGCUUAUGAUAAAACAGUUUGAUGCGUUACUGCUAGAUACGCUUGACAAUCCAGAUCAUCUAUGCAACGUAGCGCCCGAAAUUGGAAUGAGCCUACUAUCCAUUACGCCUGCCCAGGAUCCAGUCCUUCCCGACUCCGUAACGCUUCUACACCAGUACGUUGAAAGAGGCUCCAGAAAAUGGCCAAAUAGAGUUGCUUUGGAGUUUGCUACUUGUCUUGAGCCGGCCAAUUAUCAAAGUCGAAAAUGGACAUAUCAACAGCUGGACGAGGAAGCUAACAGAGUCGCUCAUAUGCUUCAUCUGCGUGGGGUGACCCCGGGCGAGAUAAUUGCGAUUUGUUUUGACAAGUGUGCCGAGGCUUCUUUUGCAAUUAUUGGUAUCAUGAAGGCUGGCUGUGGUUAUGUUGCACUAGACCCUAAUGCUCCUGCUGAUCGUUUAAAGUUCAUCGUGGAGGACUCUGCUGCGAAGUUGACCAUUACUGCAGGAAAUCCGGCGCAAAUCCUAAAAUCUUUGGUAGACGGAAAAAUAAUCGAUCUUACCGAUUCUUCAGUACUUCACGAAUUUAAAUCCGAGGUGCCACGACUUUCGAGAGAAAUUACUCCCGAGGACAUCUCAUAUUGUUUGUAUACAUCCGGAACGACUGGCACACCAAAAGGAUGUCUGCUCACCCACGAAAAUGCUAUUCAAGCAAUGCUCGCAUUUCAAAGGUUAUUUGCUGGUCAUUGGACCACAGAAUCGAAGUGGCUACAGUUUGCCUCCUUCCACUUCGAUGUUAGUGUUUUAGAACAAUUCUGGAGUUGGAGUGUCGGGAUUUGCGUAGCUUCAGCUCCUCGGGACCUGAUAUUUGAGGACAUUCCGGGUGCAAUUCGACAACUAGGUAUCACGCAUAUUGAUUUGACACCAAGUCUUGCACGCCUACUGCACCCCAAUGAUGUCCCAUCAUUGUGGAAAGGCGUUUUUAUUACGGGUGGGGAACAACUAAAGCAAGAAAUCCUGGAUGUAUGGGGUGAACAUGCUUGCAUUUACAACGGAUACGGGCCGACUGAAGCUACUAUUGGAGUGACAAUGUAUCCUCGAGUGCCAAAUAAUGGCAAACCUUCCAAUAUUGGUCCUCAAUUCGACAAUGUAGGAUCAUUUGUACUGAAACCAGGUACAGAACUGCCGGUCUUAAGAGGUGGUAUUGGUGAACUUUGUGUUUCUGGAAAACUUGUCGGAAAGGGAUACCUCAAUCGACCAGAACUUACAACGGAAAGGUUUCCAACACUUACCUAUUUCAAUGAACGUGUAUAUCGCACUGGAGAUCUUGUUCGCAUCCUGCACGAUGGCACCUUUAUUUUCCUCGGCCGUGCUGAUGACCAAGUCAAACUUCGUGGACAACGCCUGGAACUUGGUGAAAUUAAUGAGGUAAUUAAGACGAGUAGAAAAGAUCUCGAAGAAGUAGUCACGUUAGUCUUGAAACACAAAACCCAAGCUAAAGAGCAACUGGUCACGUUUUUCGUCAUUUCGGGAAAGAACGAGUCGGAAAACAGUGGAGUGGUCCCCUCCAUUAGAGAUGCUUGCAAAUCGCGCCUUCCAGGAUACAUGGUCCCUACACAUUUUAUUCCCAUCAAAGCACUUCCACUUAACGCAAACAAUAAAGCUGAUUCGAAACAACUAGCAGCGCAAUUCAACGACCUGAGUAUGGAAGAUCUUCAGAAUAUGAGCCUCUCAGUGCAGAAUCAUGUAGAAUGGACAAGUAGAGAAGAGAAAGUCCUCGGCUUUAUCGUCAAGGCGUUUCCCAUCGAGGUUCCCGAUUUGACUCGGAGCUCGAAUAUUUUCCAACUUGGUCUUGACUCCAUCACAAUGAUCAAUUUUUCCCAUACCUUGCAAAAAUUGGGAUUAAUCCAUGCUACUAAUGCCACUGUUAGGAGCAAUCCCACGAUAGGAAAAUUGGUUGAAGCACUCCUCGUUGCACAACCGAAUGAAGGCAAGGAAAGCCCAUAUCUAAUUGCAGCCCACUUGAAUAUUGUCGGGUUUUCACAACAGCAUACAACGUCCAUUUGCAAGGAGCUAGGGGUGGGAUUGGAACAGAUUGAGAGUAUUGCACCUUGCACUUCUGUGCAAGAAGGAAUGAUCUACAGAUUUCUUGAGAGUGAUGGAAGGCUAUAUUUCAACAACCUCCAAUACCGGCUAAAAUCUGAAGUUCUUCCGGAAGAGCUCAAUGCGGCUUGGGAUCGUGUCGUUUUUAAUCUCCAAAUCUUACGGACCAAAUUUUUAUUGACAGACGAUGGGUUUGCCCAAGUGGUUCUCAAGCCUAGAGAAUCAUCACCCAAAAGAGCAUCAGAAGUCUCAACGGGAAAAGAAGAUAUUCUCAAGAACCCAUGGUCUUUUGAAGUCGUUGGUUCUGAAACAGAAAAGAAAAUGAUCUUGAACAUUUUCCAUGGCCUUUAUGAUGGUAGCAGUCUAGGUAUGAUGUUGAAUCGCCUUUGCGACGAAUUCUUCAACGUAGAGGACAUUCAAUACGGGCCAGAUUUUCAUUCGUCCUUGGCGUAUGGGCCAUUGUCAAUAAUUCCUGGAGCCGAAGCCUUUUGGAGAUUCCAUUUGAAAAACUGGUCUGAUUCUUCAUUACCUCAUAGACUGAAAGAUAGAGGAAAUAAUGUGUUCGAAAAUACCCUUGACCUAAAGGACUUCGAGAAAAGACGAAAAGCUUUAUCUGUCGCCCCGCAAGCCAUAAUUCAAGCAGCAUGGAUCGCAGCUAUUCAAAUGAUCAUUUCUGCAAACCUAACAACGAUUGGUAUUGUCACGUCCGGUAGAGGAAUAGAUUUCGAAGGAGUUGAGGAAGUUGUUGGACCUCUUUUCAACACUGUGCCCUUCCAUCUUCCCAUUGAAUUUGGCACCCUAAUGUCCACUCUGAUAAGUGAUUGCCAUUCUAUUAAUAUGAAAAUCCAAGAAUUUCAGCACACACCUUUGAAGGAUAUCACGAAAUGGAUCACACGGGGAGCUAGCAAUCCACUCUUUGAGACCCUCUUUGUAUUUCAACGUCCGGAUGUUAACGAGAAACGAUUUUCGAAUCGUUUAGGAAGGAAUACCACAGUGAUUGACAAUGGUGACACAGAUGUAAGUGGAGAGCACUUCCAUUGAUAGAAAGUCGACCUAACUAUUCAAUAGUAUCCGCUAGCACUCGAAGCUACUUUGAACCACGAUAGUACCAAGCUUGAGCUGAAGAUAGUUGCCAAGAGCUCGGCUGUGACAGAAGUCAUGGGAAUGCUUGUGCUCCAGAACAUGCAUGAUAUGAUUCGCAAUAUCCUUAGCGGCAAAGACGAAGAGAUACAAAUUAUUAGGGCUAAACAAAAUGAUCAUACAAAUUCGAGCGGCAAGCUGAAUCCGGAGCUACCUCGCUCUCACCCAUCAGACCAACCACUUCCAUGCGGAAUAGUUCUAACAAAACAGCAAAUCAACGUGGUUUGUGGCGAAGUUGCGGUUUUGGCCAAGGUUGAUAAGAUACGUAACGAUGAGCCUAGAUCAAUUUUCCAACUUGGACUCGACAGCAUCGAUGUAAUCAAAUUAUCCUCACGACUGCGAAAGAACGGAAUUGAACUAUCUGUCAGCAAGAUCAUCAAAUGUCAGACUAUCCCUAAAAUUGUAGAGAACGCGAGACUUUUGAAAGCCGGAACACACAGCUCUCCUUCUAUCGAAAAACUGACAAAGAUAAGCGAACAGCUUGAUGAGUGUCUAAAGUCUAGACUCCCUUCUAGAGUUGAACGGAUUUUGCCAGCUACACCUUUACAAGAGAGCAUGUUGAAGGAAAUGGUAAAAUCUAACUUCAAAAGUUAUUUGACUCUGCAGGUUUUUGAAUUAAGUGAAAGGACGCAAGAAAAAAAGUUAUUGAACGCCGUAGAUCGUGUUAUUGGAAACUCACCCAUUUUAAGGACAACUUUUCUUGAAGUUCAAGACCCACAGUCUCCUGUGAACUAUGCACAGAUUGUCCAUGAAGACUGGGUGAAAGUUUCCGAAACGAAUCCGGUCAUAGGGCAUGCACAUAAGGGUCCCGAAAGCCUUUUACAGGAGGUGAAAUCCAGAUUAACAGAAAACUGUGCGUCGAUAGAGGCCAAUUUGUUUGGAAUACUUCCCGUUCAUUUCGAAAACAGGAGGUUCAUAGUAAUGAAAAUCUCACAUGCUCUUUACGAUGGCGGAUCACUGCCGAUGAUACACGAUGAUAUCAGCAAAGCAUAUUGGGGCAAUGAAUUUACUGGGCGGCCUGACUAUAUGUGGUACCUGGCGGAGAUUCUCGAUUCUAUUACCGAUGAGGCAAAAGAUUUCUGGAAGGCCACACUUUGGGAUUCGCCACCGUCUGUUUUUCCAAAGCAGGAAGCACCGCCGAUGGACGAGAUUGCCAUUCACAGAUAUGAAAAGACGUCCAAAUUCUCAUUACAAAAAGUCAAAAACUUCUGUCGCUCUUCUAAUAUUACGUUACAGACACUAGGACAAACAUGCUGGGCUUUAGUUCUUGCAGAACUUAUGAGUCAGCUUGAUGUUGUAUUUGGGACUGUGCUUGCUUGUCGGGAUACGCCCGAAGCUAGUAAGGUAAACUUCCCGUUGUUCAAUACUGUGGCAGUGCGAGCGAUACUUCGUGGAACUCUCGGUCAAAUGCUUCGGGAUAUGCAAGAGAAGAGCGAUACAAGUCGUCAAUACCAACAUUUCCCCCUUGGUAAAGCUCAAGCAUAUGCACUCGGUUCUCGAGGCGAUUCAAACAAGGAUACCACGAUGUUCGACACACUGUUUACAUAUCAAGGUACUAGGCCCGAGGCAGAAAUCGAUCCGCUGUAUUCAUCCUUAGGUGGUUCUUCAGAUGUUCAGUUUGCAAUUUGUGUUGAGAUGGAGGUAGAAGACAAAUCAGAUAAACUUUACUGGACGACGGCUUGUAAAUCUGUUGCUAGAAACGUAGCACAGACACAAGAUAUUCUCGAAAAUUUAGAUACACUUCUAGGAAGAGUUAUGGAAAACAAACAAGAGCAGGUUAUUACGAUUCACUCUGACGGAAUCUCAAUAUGCGGAUCCCCAAGAUUUCAACCUCGAGACAUUUCAGGCCCUCAGAGAAUCCCAAAAGCACUUUCUAUCCGUGAUGAUUGGUCGCAAACGGAAUUGAAACUUCGAGAAGCAAUCUCCGUCAUCUCAGGUUUGCCGGAGGAGGAUAUCCUUAAAGAUUCAACGAUCUUUCAGUUGGGCCUGGACUCAAUUACGAUAAUCAAACUUCCAGCACUACUUAAGAAGUGCAACAUCUCCCUAACUGCUUCGGAAAUCAUGAGAUAUCUCACAAUCCAGGAUAUCACAAAAUACCUAUCCGGGAAACAUGAAGCGCAACCGGAUGGUCCUAUCGAUGCUGAUGCUAUUUUGGUUCAAUCUACACCAUGGAUUGAUCAACUCAAGCUUGAUCAUUUGCAAGCUACUUUGGGUGAGAUAGAAUACAUCAUGCCCGCAACAGCAGGACAAAAAUAUAUGAUCAGACAUUGGCAAAAUUCGCAAGGAUCUGUCUUCUAUGCUACUUUUAAAUUCAAGUUGUUAAAUGGCUUUAAUCGAAAUCGAAUCGAUUUUGCUUGGUUUAAAUUGCUAUGUCAACACGAUAUCCUACGUACUGGUUUCAUUGAGUCGUGCACAGAUUCAAGCAUCGCUCAGAUUGUUUACAAAAAUCCGUCAAAUAAGAUCAUUUAUGUAACAGAGUUAUCUAAGCUUGAAGAAUGUAUCGAAUACUGUGAUCUAGAAAACCUCGAAGAUCCACCACUCCGUCUUUUCGUCAUUGGGGAUGAUUCCAGGUCAAACACUUCAAAUCAAGAUGUCGAAAUGCACUUGGUUAUCCACCACGCUCUUUACGAUGGCAUAAGUAUCUCGUUGUUGAUUAAGGAUUUGGUAGCCUGGUAUGAAGACUCGGAAUUCAUGUCUAUUUCUUCAAUUGCUAAAGAUAGAUGGAAGACAUUUGUAGCGAUAGCAAUCCAGGAAAAAAGCAAACAGUCUAUGAGGGAUCAGUGGGUGGAGUAUCUUGGCUCUCCUCCUGAUAAUCAUCCAAAUCCAAAUUUUUACAAGGGAUAUGGAUCACCAGAGCCAGAAAUUGAAGAGCCAAGGCGAGUCGAGGUUUUUACACCUGGCUUACCAGCAAAACGCUUGAGGUCAAUCGCUCAAAAUGCGGGCGUCUCGAUUGAUCAUAUAUUGAUCGUGUUGGCAUCCAGACUUUUAAGAAUGAAACAAUUCGAGAAUCCUUUGCAUAUUCCUCCUUCUCGAAGCAGAAAAAGCAACAGAGAAGACCUAAUCGUAGGCCUGUAUCUGGCAAACCGCUUUCCGUUUUCGGAAAAUCUUUCUUCAAUGCUAGCUCCAACGCUCAACUUAUUACCGAUCAAAAUUACAGAGAAGAAGGCAAGCUUUGGUAUCAAUUUUGCUUUGCCAUACGAGGAGUUGGCUAGAAAUGUGCAGAGAGACUUGGGAAAUAUCGGCGUCGGGGGCAUGGCUAAUGUGAACCUGGACGAGAUAUAUGAGUGGACUGGAGUGAAGGUGGAUGGCUGGAUUAAUAUUGUUAGGGGGGUGGACGAUGGUGAGGAAAUGGAUAAGGGCAAAGGGGUGAGUGGAAAAGCGGGCGAGGAAUCGGAUUGGGAAAUGAUUGUGAAAUCGAAUGCGGAAACGCAGAAGGAGAAUAAAAAUCCCUGCGCGACAUUUUGUCUAGAGCCUUCUGUUCAAAGGGGCCGAAAGGAGGUGAAAGGAGGAGAACUUCUUCAAUUGGUUGUUGACAGGGAAGCGUAUGCGAGAGUGGUUCCACUGAAGAAGAGCAAGAAGAUGCCAGCUGUGGAGGAAUUCGGAGCGUACCCGGUAAGUUCUAAUAUUUCAAUUUUUCUUCUUCUUUUCGAGACCCUAUUUCUGUUCUUAUAAAAUUCCGAUUCCAUAUCCCGAUUUACCCCUCCGCCUUCCCCCUUACCUGUUACCCCUCUAUACCAUAUCAUCAUCCUCUUCUUCUCAUUCUUGCAAAGAAUAAACCAAACCAACUAACAACUUCCUUUUUCUUUCGUGAAUAGCCAUCAGUCGAUAUAGAAAUCCGCUAUAAUCCCGAGAAUGAAACGGUCGACAUCGGCAUCUUUGGACCGAGUGAUAAACUUGGUCUUGAAGAGGUUGCUUGCUGGAUUGAGCUUUUUGGGAAUCAGAUUUAGACUUGGGUUUGGAGGUUCGGCAGAGAAGAGGGAAAAUAAGGAAGGGGAAGCAGGGUUUUUAUAGUAUUGUUUCGCUGCGUUGGGUGGUUAUUUUAUAUCAUUUUUUUUUAGGUCCGCGUCAUCUCCUCUGCGCUUUGAGGGAUCGGUGGUUGUGAGAGGAAGAUUGGAAGGGAGAAAGGAAGGGAGUAUUGAUAUUGAUAUGAUUAUGAAGGUUCGAAAUUCUAGUUUAGCCUUACCUUAGAUUGCAAGGCACACUUUAUAUUUUACUCUGUACUCGUUU